Messenger RNA from Mus pahari (shrew mouse), 1376 nucleotides. RefSeq names its product ubiquitin specific peptidase 50 (gene Usp50). Gene Ontology annotation, molecular function: cysteine-type deubiquitinase activity. Gene Ontology annotation, biological process: protein K48-linked deubiquitination; endosome organization; protein K63-linked deubiquitination. The record is from RefSeq and is a predicted model, not a curated record. Gene Ontology annotation, cellular component: postsynaptic density; dendritic spine; midbody. NCBI's taxonomy places the organism in Eukaryota, Metazoa, Chordata, Mammalia, Rodentia, Muridae. The transcript has 7 exons. The coding region runs from base 188 to 1345 and encodes 385 amino acids.
AGGGGAGGAUCCAAGAAGAAUUGGACCUGAGUCAAGUGAACUCAGUCUGCAGCAACACAAAGGGGGGAAAGCAUUCAAACUGUUCAAAACCCCAAACAAGCCAGGGGAGCGGUCCUGGAGAAAUGAAGUUAAAAGGACCAAAGUUAGCUCAUGAGUAGAACUGAAAGCCUGAUGUGCUUCCAUUGACAUGGCGUCUCAUCGGCCGUUCCCUGCAGACGACUUCGGUGUCUACUACAUCCUUGCGGAGUGUGCAGACUAUGACUCCCUGCCGGAGUCUAAGACCCAGCCACACUUCCAGGGCGUGACGGGACUGCGGAACCUGGGCAACACCUGCUACGUGAACGCCAUCCUGCAAUGCCUCUGCAGCGUAUCUCCACUGGUGGAGUACUUCCUGUCCGGAAAGUACAUCACAGCUCUUAAGAAGGACUGCAGCGAGGUUACCACCGCCUUUGCCUACCUGAUGACAGACAUGUGGCUUGGAGACUCAGACUGUGUCUCACCAGAGAUAUUUCUGUCAGCUGUAGGCAGUCUUUACCCAGCUUUUCUGAAAAAGACACAGCAAGAUGCGCAGGAGUUCCUGAUCUACGUCCUCAACGAGCUUCACGAAGCCUUGAAAAAGAACUGCCGAAGAAGAGCGAAUGAGAAAAGAACAGACCAAAGCUGCUGCAGAAAAGUGCCAGCCUGUGAGACCUCCAUCAUCACCCGGCUAUUUGAAGGACAGCUCAGUUACAGCAUCACAUGUUUAAAGUGUGAGAGCUGCACGCACAAGAAUGAAGUUUUCACCAUCCUCUCCCUCCCCAUCCCAUCUGAAUAUGAAUGUUCCCUCCAGGACUGUCUCCAGUGUUUUUUCCAACAGGACACACUGACCUGGAGCAACCAAAUCCAUUGUUCCUUUUGUGAAAUCAAGCAAGAGGCAGCUGUGAGGACCUCGAUUUCCAAGGUGCCGAAAAUAAUUGUUUUUCACUUAAAAAGGUUUGACAUCCAGGGCACAGUAAAGAGGAAGCUGCGGACAGACAUCCGUUACCCACUGACCAACCUGGACCUCACUCCUUAUAUCUGUCCAGUUUUCCGGAAACAUCCCAAGUAUAACCUGUGCGCAGUGGUGAACCACUUUGGAGAUCUGGAUAGUGGUCACUACACUGCCUUCUGCAAGAACUCGGUAACUCAGGCCUGGUACAGUUUUGACGACACUCGAGUCAGUGAGAUUCCAGAUACUUCUGUUCAAACAGCUACAGCGUAUCUUCUGUUCUAUAGCUGCCAGCCUUUUUCUAUACCGACACAGAAAUGCAAGAGCCAGGACAGUACUCCUGACCACUGCAAGCAAGCUAUCAGAAAGUGGCCGUGAACAUGCUUUGCUAUUAAAUCCUUACCACCUA